CUUUAUAACCAGGGGUUGUCUUUGUCUUCCUCAAUCUCUCUUCGUCUCCCCGUUCCUUUUCCUUCCUCUCUCUCUUCAUCAGUUCAUCUCCUUUUUCUUUCUCCACUCCAUUCCUCCAUUCUCCACUCUUAUCCUAAUCCUUCCAUCAAUCCUAACGAGCCAAUCACCGGCGACGCGCACCACAUUCAGAUCUCUUCUGCUCGUCUGAUCUGCUUUCUUUCUUUUGUCGAUUUCAAGUACCGGAGGCUGUGGGUCAUCCAAAUUCGAGUAUAAUUAUUUCUACGUAGAGCAGCCAUCCGCACUAGAACUUGAAAGUGGAAUUGAUUCGGUGGUUAUAUCAAGAAAUCGAAUGGAACCCUAGCCUGAACUUGAAGAAGGUAGAUUCUUUUCAUCUGUUUGUGCAACAAGUCGUCCUUUUCUUAUUCUCCUGGUGGAUCGUUUGGAAGCCCCAGCUUGAUGCUGUAAAGAGAAAAGGGAAGUGACAAUUUAGAUAACAAUGAGCACUUGCUAAAGUGGAUGCUUGCUUACAAUUGGUGAACUCAUGGCCAAUGUUAGGGAUAGAACUGAAGAUUUCAAGGAUGCUGUCCGUGCUGGGGCUCUUUCCCUCGGAUAUACUGAGUCUAAAUUGGCUGCAAUCUUGGCGUCCUUUAUUAUGCACAAGCCACCCCAAAGGUCACCAUUUACAAAAGCUGCACUCAAGACGCUCGAAAGCAUCGCAGAAUUGGAACGUUUUAUUGUAAAGCAUCAGAAAGAUUAUGUGGAUUUGCAUCGCAUUACAGAACAAGAAAGGGACAACAUUGAGCAUGAAGUUGGUGUUUUUGUAAAAGCAUGCAAGGACCAGAUAGAUAUUCUUAAGAAUAGAAUACAUGAUGAAGAGAAGAACGGAAAUUCUAAGACAUGGCUUCGCAUACGGGAUGAUACUUCUCAUGCUGAUAUGGUAGCUCACAAGCAUGGUGUGGAAAAAUCAAAAAUUGGUGGAGCUGCAUCAUCAACCAUUUUGUUAAUAUAUGAAAUAACAGCAGUAGACGGACAAAGAUGAGGAUAUGUGCCCUUGAAAGUAUAAUGGUCUAGUGUUAAUUAUCAGUAUGAUGGCUAUGUCAAUGUGUGAGAUUAGGAAAAAAGAGUGUAUCUCAAAGUUGAUUGUCUUUCUAUAUUCUGCCUGGUUUCCUAUUAUCAUGUUGUGCUUCUGUGAGUGCUUGGUUGCAUUAGUCUCAUUUGUCGGUCUGCAAGGCUCCUGAAUCACUAUUUUAGUCCAUGUUUAUAUAGGAAUUAGCUGGUUGUAUUAGUUUUUAUAUUUUUUAUUUCUCAUUUAACUUUUGAUAUUUAUGUCAUCACUUAUGCGGUACAUUGUUGUCUACUUAUCGUUGGUCUGUUUUACUGCUUAUAGUUGGUUUGUUACAUUUAUCACA
This is a messenger RNA of Phoenix dactylifera (date palm), 1409 nucleotides long. Its product is annotated as syntaxin-81-like. Gene Ontology annotation, biological process: retrograde vesicle-mediated transport, Golgi to endoplasmic reticulum. Gene Ontology annotation, cellular component: endoplasmic reticulum; SNARE complex. The record is from RefSeq and is a predicted model, not a curated record. Lineage: Eukaryota; Viridiplantae; Streptophyta; Magnoliopsida; Arecales; Arecaceae.